AUGCCCCAGACAAAAGGCUUGGAUAAUCAUGCUGUUGGAUCUGGAUUAAUUCUUCUGGGAUUUUCUGACAACCCCAGCCUGCAGGGCCUGUCCUUCACAGUCUUCCUGGUCAUCUACCUUGUGGUCCUCACAGGGAACAGCCUGAUUGCACUCGUCACAGUGCUGGACUCAAGCCUCCACAGCCCCAUGUAUUUCUUCCUGAGGAACUUGUCCAUCCUGGAGGUGUGCUACACAUCAGUCACUCUGCCAAAAAUACUGGUGAGUUUCCUGAUGGAAGGUGGCAGGAUCUCCUUCCUUGGCUGUGCGGCCCAGCUGUAUUUCCUCGUUUUGUUGGGCACCAUUGAAUGCCUUCUCCUGGCUGCCAUGGACUACGACCGCUACGUAGCCGUCUGUGCGCCCCUGCACUACACCCUCAUCAUGAGCAGCGGUCUCUGCAUCAGACUGGUGGUGGGGUCGUGGGUGGCUGUUGUGCCAGUGCAGGUAACACAGACCAACCAGGUGCUUACUUUGCUCUUCUGUGCGUCCCAUGACCUUCAUCACUUUUUCUGUGACGUGCCCCCUUUGCUAGAACGGGCCUGUGCAGACACUUUCUGGAACCAGGUGAUGCUGUACACCAUCAUCCUGGUAUUUGCAGUUCUGCCCUUCUCCUUAAUAGUGAUUUCUUACAUUAAAAGUAUCAGGGUGGUUGUGAAAAUAACUUCAGUUCUGGGCAGACACAAAGCCUUUUCCACCUGCUCUUCACAUCUCGGGGUGGUGACACUUUUCUAUGGCUCAGCCACAGUUGUCUACUUCAAGCAAUGGUCAAGGGAUUCUGCAGACACCAACAAAUACCUUGCCCUGUUUCACACAAUCGUGACCCCCAUGUUGAACCCUGUCAUCUAUAGCCUGAGGAAUAAGGAAGUGAGAAUUGCCUUGAAAAGACUCUUAUAG
Mesitornis unicolor (brown roatelo) is the source of this 930-nucleotide messenger RNA. Its product is annotated as olfactory receptor 10AG1-like. The record is from RefSeq and is a predicted model, not a curated record. The transcript has a single exon. NCBI's taxonomy places the organism in Eukaryota, Metazoa, Chordata, Aves, Mesitornithiformes, Mesitornithidae. Gene Ontology annotation, cellular component: membrane. Bases 1 to 930 code for a protein of 309 amino acids. Gene Ontology annotation, molecular function: G protein-coupled receptor activity; olfactory receptor activity. Gene Ontology annotation, biological process: G protein-coupled receptor signaling pathway.